AUGGGCUCUCUUGAGAACAAGACGUCUGUAGACAAGAUGGAGUAUGACACAAAAGAGAAGCUCGCUGCCUUAAGCGUCAUCGAUCCAGAGAUCGCAGAGUACCUGGCAGGUGAGCAUCCCUUGCCAGAGUCAGCUCCCCCGGCCCCAGACACGGAAUUCGAGUACUCCAUCCAAAUCCCAAUGCGCGAUGGUGGCCGUGAACAAGAAGCCCGCGUCCACAAGCCCUCCACGUCAACAGGCGCAAAGUCCCCAGUCAUCGUUCUCAUCUAUGGAGGCGCCUUCACAAUGGGUGACUGUCGCCAGAUGAGCCCCUGGGCCAGGAUUGCCGGGAAUCUCUACAACGCCACUGUCAUCAACCUCUCCUACCGUCUGGCACCUACGCACCCUUUCCCCGCGGCCCCCAAUGAUGUUGAAGAUGGGCUCAAGUGGGUUUCUGAGAAUGCGCACACAUUAGGCGGCGACUUGAGUGCAGGGUUCAUUAUCGGAGGUCCAUCCGCCGGCGCGAACCUGGCAGCCGUCAUGGCACAGAAGACAGUUGAUGGCACCACGAAGCUCGGGGCCCCUCUCACCGGCGUCUGGCUCCUGGCACCGCUUUUCCUCGAGGACGACAUAGUGCCCCCAGAGUACAAGGAUAUCUUCCUCGCAAGAGAGCAGAAUGCCGAGGCCCCAAUCUUCAGUAAAGUAGCCUGGGGUUAUCUUGCAGCCAAUUACAAGGCAGACAUCAAAUCAGUGGAUUAUUCGCCUUUCAACUCGAAGAAUCCUCACGUCGGAAUGCCACCGACAGUUGUGCAAGUUGGAGGUCUAGACUUCCUCAGGGACGACGGGCUUGUUUACGAGAAAGCUCUCAGAGCACACGGGGUUGAAACCCGGCUAGAUGUGUAUCCCGGCGCUCCACACGGACAUUUUAUAUUCCCUGGUGUCAAGUCCGCGUUCAAGGCGAACAUUGAUAUCUUCAAAGGCCUCGGAUGGCUUCUCAAGCAGGAGGCUUCGGAGGAUGAGAUCAAGAAGGCGGUUGUUGCGGAUCCUUUCAUGACUGUUCCGGAGAAAUCAUCAACGGCCUAUGACGCCGUAUUCCGAUGA
Messenger RNA from Colletotrichum fioriniae, 1080 nucleotides. RefSeq lists its product as uncharacterized. Lineage: Eukaryota; Fungi; Ascomycota; Sordariomycetes; Glomerellales; Glomerellaceae. The record is from RefSeq and is a predicted model, not a curated record. Gene Ontology annotation, molecular function: hydrolase activity.